CGGCUAGAUGGUGUCUGAAAUUAGUCCGUCCUCGGUCGGCAAAAUAUGUGAACUAGAUCGAAUUCAUCAACAGUCAAAAUGACGGAAUACUGGAAAUCAUUGCCGAAAAAGUACUGCGAUUUUUGCAAAUGUUGGAUCACAGAUAACAAAGCGAGUGUUCAGUUUCAUGAACGAGGUGAAGGACACAAGGCCCAGGUGGCUCGCCGGCUGACCGAGCUUACCAGGAAGGGUGAGAUUGAAUAUAGACAACAGCAGCAAGUCAACACAGAUCUCCAACGAAUGGAGGAAGCCGCUCUGAGGGCAUAUCACAAAGAUUUGACCAGUAAUCCAGAUCUCAGUGCAAGGAGCAUGGCAAGUCAACACUCCCAUGUAGCAAAAGUAAUUGAAAAAGCUGCUGCCAACCCCAAAAGUCUGAUGUCUGGAGAAGCUGCAGCACUCCAAGCUGCAGCUAAUUUUGUUGGUUGUGGCCCAGGUCCUUCGAUGCCUCUUUUACCAGCUCCCAAAGUUUGGCAUGAAGCUCUAUCCCCUGAAGGAUAUUCUUACUACUGGAAUGUGGAGACAAAUGAAACAUGUUGGGAGGCGCCUGCUGAAGGCUUUGUAACACUUAUGGAGCAACAGCUGGAGGAACUCAAGAAUGCAACAACUGACACUAAGGAAACGUCGGCUGAACCGGUCAUUACUAAGAAGAAGAAGAAAAAGAAGAAGAAGAAGGAAAUGGAAGAAGAAUUCUAUGAAGAUUAUGAAGAAGAAUUUCAAGGAGAAGAAGAAGCGGCAGCAGAGUCCGCUGCAGCCAACCCUUACGGACAAUGGGAAACUGUCCAAAAAGCAGCUGAACCUGCCCCACCUGUCAACUUACAGUUACCGAAAAUCAAUUUCUCGAAUGCUGCAAAAGCCGCAGCAGCCAUUGUUGUUCCGGCAGAGCCCAGAAUUCGAUUUACUGAGAAAACUGCUGCUCCAUCCUCUUCCGGAUUAAUAGGCUCUUUAAUAAAGCGAGAGCCGGGCGAGUCGGAAUUCAAAAAAAGGAAAAUUGGCGAAGAGGGUGUCAAGAAGAAUUUGCGAACAAGAGAAUCAAAUGACGAAUGAUUAUAAAAAAAUUAAUCGCUCUACAUCGCUGUGUCGUUUUAAUCAUGCCAAUAACGUGUUCUAUACAAUCUUUUUCGUAUGUUUA
Daphnia pulex (common water flea) is the source of this 1168-nucleotide messenger RNA. RefSeq names its product WW domain-binding protein 4-like. Gene Ontology annotation, molecular function: RNA binding; protein binding; zinc ion binding. NCBI's taxonomy places the organism in Eukaryota, Metazoa, Arthropoda, Branchiopoda, Diplostraca, Daphniidae. The transcript has 7 exons. Gene Ontology annotation, biological process: mRNA splicing, via spliceosome. The coding region runs from base 79 to 1083 and encodes 334 amino acids. The record is from RefSeq and is a predicted model, not a curated record. Gene Ontology annotation, cellular component: precatalytic spliceosome; nucleus.